AUGUCUGCGCCACGCCACAAGCUUUGUUACUACUUUGACGUUGUCUCACCCUGGUCGUAUGUGGGAUAUCAGGUGCUUCGACGCUAUCAGAAACUGUGGGACCUCGAUGUGACGUACAAACCUGUCAAUCUCGGAUACGUGAUGAAGUUUUCGGGCAACAAGCCUCCGAUCACCGUGACAAACAAAGCGCUUUGGAUGUGGCAUGAACGCGAACGAGCGACCACUUUCUUUGGGGUGACACUGAACCAACCGCAAGACUUCCCGAUCAACACGAUGCAUCUGCAAACGUUCUUGUCGGAAAUCUCUGCGUCGUUCGAUGUGCCAACGUUUGAGCGUGCCAUCGAAACGUGCUUUGCCGCCAUCUGGCAUCACGACUAUCCGUGUGCCACGAGGGAGGACCUGGAGAGCAUCUUUGCCAAAGCAGACUACCUUGGUUUGCGAAAGGAGAAGCUCGCCCAGGUGUUGGACAAAAGCAUGCAGAAGGAGGCGAGGGCGAGAAUGGGCCAAGAAGCCAAGAUUCUUGUCGAGGAGCACGGCUUCUUCGGUAUGCCAAGUAUAGAGGUGGAGAGGAGCAGCGACGGUGAGAAGGCCAUGUUUUUCGGUAGCGAUCGAUUCGAGCAAAUAGCCGCUUGGUUGGGUUUGCCGUACAAGGGUCCUUUUGCUGAUGGCACGCUUGCAAAACUGUAA
Messenger RNA from Mycosarcoma maydis (corn smut), 687 nucleotides. RefSeq lists its product as uncharacterized. Bases 1 to 687 code for a protein of 228 amino acids. NCBI's taxonomy places the organism in Eukaryota, Fungi, Basidiomycota, Ustilaginomycetes, Ustilaginales. The record is from RefSeq and is a predicted model, not a curated record. Gene Ontology annotation, biological process: glutathione metabolic process. Gene Ontology annotation, cellular component: mitochondrion; peroxisome. Gene Ontology annotation, molecular function: glutathione transferase activity; glutathione peroxidase activity. The transcript has 3 exons.